Messenger RNA from Tetrahymena thermophila SB210, 471 nucleotides. Its product is annotated as transmembrane protein, putative. Lineage: Eukaryota; Ciliophora; Oligohymenophorea; Hymenostomatida; Tetrahymenidae. The record is from RefSeq and is a predicted model, not a curated record. The transcript has 2 exons.
AUGCUUUACUAUUCUUAACUUUCCACUUAGCAUUAUAUACUAUUGUUAUUAUUUCAUCAUUGCUAUUUAUUGCUUGAUAUUUUACAUUCAUUUUAUUAAUAAAAUCUUAACUAAGUUCGCAUUAACAAUAUCCUAUUUUAUCAAAAAAGAUUUACUUUUAAAGUCUUAGGAUAAAGAACCAAGAGAGUCCAUCACUUAGAGAAUGAGUUAACCUGUCAUUAAAUAUAAAUUCUUAGUAACUUUGCUCAUAAGCAAUUAGAAGAUAAUUUAAGACCAAAAGGACAUAGCAAAGAGAUGAUAAAGUUACUAGCUGGUAUACUAAGAUAUAAUAGAAAUCUGCAUACUUGGAUAUUAAUAUUGGUAUGCAAUAAAUUCCGAUUUAAACGAAUUAAAAUAUUAUAAACAAUAAUACUCCCCAUUUUCCAAAAUUCAAAUUAUUGCAACGAAUUAAAUCAACUUGUAAUCUAAUGA